Messenger RNA from Rubroshorea leprosula, 3422 nucleotides. The record is from the annotation of a GenBank genome assembly. Lineage: Eukaryota; Viridiplantae; Streptophyta; Magnoliopsida; Malvales; Dipterocarpaceae.
UCUCUCUCUAAGCAGACUAGACAUGAAGCCGCCUUAUACGACCUCCGUCGUGCUCCGAUCAUGGCUCCCCCACUGAGUUGACUCGGUGCUUCGUAACUUUCGUUUCGCUUCAUUGAACGAAGAUUGUAAUCGAGUAUAAUUUUGUCGCUUUCUCACUAUUUUUCCUCAUUUUUCUAAGGAAGCAAUCACGAUCAAGAACUUAACCAUUGUUUGCGGUAAAUUGGCGUUUUAUGUUGUAUUUUAAUUAGCUUAAUCCAGCUUCGAUCUGUCCUUAUCCGAGUAGCUGCUUCGAUUCUCCUGGUUUUUGUAUCUCGGAGUUUAGGAACUGAAGAAGAAAGGAAACUGGAGGCGUGAGAAGUUCUGUUUGAUUGAGAUUUAAAGUGUACACGGAACAUGAUGGAGAUGGAAAAUUCAUCCCCAAUGACGGUUUCGGGAGAAGCUAGUGCGUCUUCCUCAGGUAAUCAGAUUCAAGCACCGCCGCCGAAAAAAAAGAGAAAUCUUCCUGGGAUGCCAGAUCCAGAUGCUGAGGUUAUAGCUUUAUCUCCGGCAAGCCUACUAGCCACAAAUCGGUUCGUGUGCGAGAUCUGCAACAAAGGCUUUCAACGCGAUCAGAACCUGCAACUCCACCGGCGGGGUCACAACUUGCCUUGGAAGCUUCGCCAAAGAACUAGCAAGGAAAUCCGGAAGCGAGUCUAUGUGUGCCCUGAGCCGACCUGCGUGCACCACAAUCCCUCCCGUGCCCUUGGCGAUCUCACCGGCAUAAAGAAACACUUCUGCAGAAAACACGGCGAAAAGAAGUGGAAAUGUGAGCGUUGCUCCAAGAAAUACGCCGUGCAGUCGGAUUGGAAGGCUCACAUGAAGACUUGCGGCACCAGAGAGUACAAAUGCGAUUGCGGCACCAUUUUUUCAAGGAGAGAUAGUUUUGUAACGCACCGGGCGUUUUGUGACGCUUUAGCGGAGGCGACGGCCAAAGCUAAACCGCUACCAAUCAAGAGUGGUACUGCAGCCUAUCAAGAAGAUACAAAAACAACGGUGAAAAAUACAGUCACCACCACAACAUCACCGCCGCCUCUUACCCCAUCAUCUAGUGCAGUCUCUCCGGGUUUGUCAAACCAAAGUCCAGAAGAUGGCGUAGUACAAAUUGUCAAUGAUGAUUCAGUGAGGGAGGUGUUGGAAAUUAUAAAUGUUGUCAAUGUUAUCCACGUUUAUAUACUUCAUAUCCCUGACUUUGCACAUGUAGAACAAGAAGUGCUUCUUUUACCAACUCCUGGUGAUGAUCAGAAGGAGGACAAUGACAAUGCUAGUGACAAUGUCCAACUUAAUAUUACUGAGGAAAGUGUUGGCACUGAUGAUGGGGCUGUUGCUAACGUUACUAAGGAAGGUGUUAGUGUUGAAACUCAUGAUGGGGAUGCUGUAAGUGAUGAUGGUGUCAGAGUUGAAUCUGAUGAUGAUGAGGAAGAUCAUAUUAUUAACGUUCCUAAGUUAACAAACAAUGAAGAUGAAAAGACGCUGCAAGCUAGAAAGAAUGUCAAGUUUUUCAGCAACAUUGAGGACAACAUUGAGAAAGACCUUGAACCACCAACAGUUGAUGUAAAGUAUUCUGAUGCACAGUAUUCUGAUGCACAUACUACAACAAGUUCUAGUGCUAGAGGACCAAGUCGACAACAUUUGGAUGAAGUUGAUGAGAUAGAGAGUGAUGAAGAAGAUAGCUAUCUCUCAACAUCUGACAACGAAGCAAGCAAAGCCAAACAUGGUAAAAGGAGACGGACUACGUAUAAGGUUUACCAAGAGCCAAGAGAUGAUGAGACUCUUGACAUUAGAUUAGGAAUGAUGUUUAUCAACAAGCAACAAUUUAGGGAUGCUGUGAAUAAAUGGAACCUCAAGCAGAGGCGAGAUAUUAAAUGGAUAAAAAAUAACAAUAUAAGAUGCAAGGCAUCAUGUGUGAAGGCGCCAGAUUGUCCAUGGCAGAUUUAUUUGGCAAUGGACCAACCAACUGAAUCUUGGAUGGUAAAGACAUUUGUGUCUAAGCAUGCAUGCCAUUGGAAAGAGUUAAGUGUUGAGUUAUCUGACCAUCAAUUGAAAAAGGUGAAGGAGAAGAUUGGGAAGGCAUUUGAGGGUGAUUGCAAGAUGGAAUAUGUUGGUUGCAGGCGUGUUAUUGGUCUUGAUGGUGCCUUCCUUAAAGGAGCAUUCAAAGGAGUAUUGUUGGUUGUUGUUUCUAGGGAUGCAAACAACCAGAUGUAUCCACUUGCAUGGGUAGCCGUGGAAGAUGCUGAGCAUAGAACAUGUGCUAGACACAAAUAUGCCAACAUUCGAAAGAAUAAUGGAGGCAAAGAAUUGAAGGUAGCAUUUUGGAGAUGUGUUGAGGCUAACACUGAACAUGACUUCAACAGGGCAUUAACUGAGUUAGGGCGUAUUAAACCAAGUGCAAUCCCUACCAUCAUGAUCACACGCCCUAGGUAUGCAGUUACUGUGAUUGACCAUAGACAACAGAAUGAUGAGGAUUAUGUAGUACACUGGUAUAGCAAGCAAAUGUUCAUGGCAAGUUAUGAAUCUAAAGUCCUAGUCAUAGAAGGAAUGAACCAAUGGAAGGAAAUUAAAAUGCCACCUAUUCAACCACCAAAUCCAAGAAAGAUGCCUAGCAGGCCAAAGAAGAAACGACAACUAGAAGAAUGGGAGGGGAACACAUCUGUUGGUAGAAAAGGGAGGUUGAUGACUUGUCAAAAAUUCUUCAAAAGGGGGCACAACUCAAGGUCAUGUAAAGGAGUUCCACCAAACAUUGAUCAAGCAACUGCCCAAAAAGAGCAGCCUCAAGGUGUUGAUGAAAACAUUGGAGUUAAUGUGGAAAACCCAAUGAGCCAAGUGGAGGAUCCUUUUAGUCAAGUUUUUAAUGAGGCACCUACACCAAAGAUAUGUAGGCAAACAACAAGAAGAAAACAUGAAGUUUGUGAAGGAAGCUCCAAAAAUGCACAGUCAUGGAAGAGGGCUAAAAAGGACUGUGCAACAACAACCACAGGCCUCUCCCAAUCACAGGCAGCAACUACUUCAGUAGUCAAAGAUAAAGGGAAACAACCAAAGAAGCCACGACAGCCAAAGAAGAAACCCUGAAUGGCUGCAAAUGCAUCAAAGUGAGAUUGAUGGAGAUUGAUUUUUUGGUAUUUUGUUAGGUUGAAUAUGUUGGGGUGAGCAUAUUUUGUGUGGGGUUGUAUUUUGUGUAUAACAAUUAUGGUUGAUAAAUGUAGUUAUUGGUUUAAUGUGCAGUCCAUAAUUGUAUUUUUUUCUUAGGUUUUAAUUGCAAAUUUUGCUUUUUGUUUGUAUGUAUGAAACUGCAUUUAUGUAAGGUUUGUAAAGACUGCAUCUUGGAAUGGUAUCCACUUUGUAUAAGUGCUUAUUUUCUCAAAUUUAAAUACAUUCAGGUACAACAU